Brachypodium distachyon (stiff brome) is the source of this 2613-nucleotide messenger RNA. RefSeq names its product pumilio homolog 1. The record is from RefSeq and is a predicted model, not a curated record. NCBI's taxonomy places the organism in Eukaryota, Viridiplantae, Streptophyta, Magnoliopsida, Poales, Poaceae. Gene Ontology annotation, molecular function: mRNA binding. Gene Ontology annotation, biological process: post-transcriptional regulation of gene expression. The coding region runs from base 199 to 2256 and encodes 685 amino acids. The transcript has 5 exons. Gene Ontology annotation, cellular component: cytoplasm.
AUGCACUGCUGCUAACCCCUGCUCCCGAUUCCCCCUCCUGAUCCGCGGAUUGCCCGUCCCCUCGUCUAGGUCUCCUCGCGAUUCUGCCCCGGGUUGUUGCAAUCUGAUCGGAUUUGUUUCGAGGGAGGGGAUCCUUCUGUUCCGCUUCGUUUUUUUGGUGGUGGUGGUGGUGGUGUGUGUGGGUUUGUUGAUCUGGAGAUGAAGGGAGGGAAAGUGGCGGCGGUGGCGGAGGAGAGGCCGGAGGAGAAAGAGAUGGACUUGCUCCUCAGCGAGAUCCCUCAAGCCACCUCGCCGCAAGGUCACCACGGCGGCGGCGGCGGCGGCGCCCAGGGCGUUGCCGUGCAUGGCUCCGCGCGCCAUCACGGGUUCGUGGCGGCACCGCGCCAUCAUGGGCUCGCCGCGCGGCACCUCGGCGAUGACGCCUGCUACGCCAUGUUCAUGAACCGUCGCGACGAUGGUGGUCACCAGGGCGGCGGCUUCCACCCGCCGCUCCGCGUGUACCCGGCACCUCUGCCGCCGUCAAGCCCGUUCGUUGGUGGCCGCCCGUCGCCGUUGGUGCAGGCGGUGGACGACCCGGAGAAGCUGUGGCUGGCGAACCAACUCCGCGGCCUGCUCAUCGAGGACGCGCCGACUGCGCCGGAGGGCAUGCCGACCCCGCCCGUCAACAACAUCCCGGCAGAUGUCUCUGCGGCGCAUGGUUCCUACUAUGGCUAUCACUUUGGGGCGGCGGGUUCCUCGGUUCAUGGCGAAACCCUGUUCGCUGAUCAGGCCAGGGCGGCAGGCCAUGUCCCGCUGCCGCCGCACCCCUUCGGAGUGGACGUCGGCCUGGGCGGCCACGGCCUCUUCCCUGCAAACUUGGACGCCAGUAUGGGUGGUUUCGUGUACAACAGGACAGGCACUGGCACUGGCAUUGGUCAGGGACAGGGAUUGGUGCACCCUGGUCAUGGUCAGGCCGAGCCGUUUAUGCUUCCUGCAGGGCAGGCUGGCGCAGAACACAAUUGGGGGUAUGUUAGUACUAGUCCGAUUGCCCUCGACCACCGUGGAGGACCAGUCCGUUCACCCAAAUUGCACUGUGAGUACGGUGUACCUGUGACUGGGAAUCGAUACAUGAACAUGAAAGAUGGUUUCAGUCCGAUGGAGCAGAUGGAGGCAUUUCGUUGCGAGGAGAGUCAGGUUUUCGAUGCGAAGAAGAACAUGCCUUUUCUGAAUCGUGGGAAGGAGAGGAGAUUUCAGCAGCAUGUCAACAACAGAGCACUGGAGCUGGAGAGUCCUAGGAUGCUGAGGUAUGAGAACAUGGUUGGAGUUAAGGGCUACAUCUACUUCAUGGCCAAGGACCAGAAUGGGUGCCGGUUCUUGCAGCAGAAGUUUGAGGAAGGCAAACAACACGUGGAUGCGAUUUUUGAAGGAAUCAUCAACCACAUUGCAGAGCUUAUGACCAACUCUUUUGCUAACUAUCUCGUACAGAAGCUGCUGGAUGUGUGUGAUGAGGAGCAGAGGCUGAGGAUCAUUGCUGUACUGACUGAGGACCCUGUGAAGCUGCUGAGAAUCUCCCUGAACACCCAUGGGACAAGGGCAGUACAGAAAUUGAUAGAGACUGUUAAGAUUAGGAAGCAGAUAGUGCUUAUUAUUUCGGCAAUACAACCAGGCUUCAUGCAUCUCGUCAAUGACCUUAAUGGGAAUCAUGUCAUACAAAAAUGUCUGACAAACUUUGGUGUGGAGGAGAACAAGUUCAUAUUUGAGGCUGCUGCAGCUCAUUGUUUUGAAAUGGCAAUACAUCGCCAUGGCUGCUGUGUUUUACAAAAAUGCAUAACUAGUGCACGUGGUGAAUAUCAGGCCAAGCUAAUAGUGGAAGUGUGUGCUCAUGCUUUUCAGCUUGCUCAAGAUCCAUUUGGCAAUUAUGUUGUCCAGUAUGUCCUCGACCAGAAAAUUCCUUCUGCAAAUGCACACCUGGCAGCUCAGUUUGAAGGAAAUUAUGUUUACCUCUCAAAGCAAAAGGUGAGCAGCAAUGUGGUGGAAAAAUGCCUGAAGGUCUUCUCAGAUGAGGACAAAGCUGCCAUAGUGUUUGACUUAAUCUCAGUGACUCAUUUUGAACAACUGCUGCAAGACCCUUUUGCAAACUACGUAAUUCAUACUGCCCUUGUAAACAGCAGGGGCCAUCUCCAUAAUGCUCUCGUUGAAGCAAUUCGCCCUCAUGAGGAAGCCCUCCGAACCAGUCCCUGUUGUAAGAGAAUCUCUAGAGCCCUCUCUAGGAGGUGAGAGGUGUACAAUGUUUGCUACCAAAGGAACCAGUGUUGUUGUCAUUUAUGUUCACUAGCUGUUUACUAUAAUGUAACUGCCCCACGUCCUUCGGAGUUCAGAAGGUGGUUUUGGUUGCAAGAAGGUUCGACCUAUCGUCAGCUUGUAGAAUUUCCAAGGUGUUGCCAUUCGUGAUGUAGUUUUGCUGCGUGCCUAUCCUGAUGGUGAUGGUGUAGAGUUGUAAAGAAACGUGUGCUUUCCGAAUUGUCAAUUUUGUAUCUGCUGUAUUGUUUCCCUUUGGAUUGUGUGAGCGGAAAAUAAUAAGUAAUAUUGGACAAGUUGCUAUACAUGUUGCUUUGUCAUUGCAACUUACUUGAA